Phytophthora sojae is the source of this 1167-nucleotide messenger RNA. RefSeq lists its product as hypothetical. The transcript has a single exon. Lineage: Eukaryota; Oomycota; Peronosporomycetes; Peronosporales; Peronosporaceae. Bases 1 to 1167 code for a protein of 388 amino acids. The record is from RefSeq and is a predicted model, not a curated record.
AUGGAGCACCCUUCGGGUCGAGCGGCUAUCACGUUCUCGAAGAAGCCCGAUGAUUUGAUUCCUUUGUUGAAUAACGCAGCAAGUGAAGGGCAUCUAGAAGUGAUGGGGUAUCUCAAUGAUCAAGGGUUCGCUGUGGAUUUUGGGGUCGCGCUACUCUGUGCGAUUCGCAGAGACAACAUGAAAGCGGUAACGUGGCUGAUAGCGCACUUCACUCCGUCGGAGAAGAUCCCUGAAUAUUGCAUUCUGGUGGAAGCUGCGAGGUAUGGACGUGUGGGGAUGCUGCAGUAUUUUCAGAGCUCGGAGUCUCUGGAGGUGCCGGGUUUCCCGGGGUCAAAACUAUCCUCGAUCCCAAGAACAGGUACUAAAUUCUCACCCGACAUUCGCACAGCCGGACUAAACGCGCACUCAACGGGAUGGCGAUCAACGGACGCUAUGGACGCUGCUGCAGCCAAUGGACAACGGAAAGCAGUCAAGUGGCUCCAUAUGAAUCGAACUGAGGGUUGCACGAAGAGCGCGAGGAUACCUGGAAGUGGUGAAAUGGCUUCAUGCGAAGGCUUCACGGACAGAGCCAUCCAUUCCGCGGUCCUCCAUGAUCGCAUUGAAGUUGUGAAAUGGUUGAUACCGCAAGCACCAACGUAUAUGAAGAGCGGUGCGAUGGAGGACGCUAUUAACAAGGGGAAUCUAGCGUUGGUGCAGUGGCUACACACCCAAGCGAAAGUUCGUUGCACGGCAAAUGCGAUGAUCCUUGCUGCGGGACAUGACCAAUUGGAGAUACUAAAGUACCUGUACUCGCAUCGACCUAAGGGUGCUGCGCUCAAGAGCUGUGGGGUUGCAGUCGAGAGAGCAAUGAGCGAAGGCCAUUUCCGCGUCGCGCUUUGGUGUUUUAAGCACUUUCCUGCGCGUAAUCCCAGUAUUGAUCGGAUUUCUAUCACGAGUACUACCCGGAAAUGUUCGCGGAGCAUGGCGUGGAAGCAAUGCGUGAGAGAGCGAGACAGCGUCGUCCGGCAGGAUUUGGUUUCAUCGCGAAGUGGCUCGACUCCCAGGUGCCGAGUGCGUGAUUGCAUCCGGAACGUUUAUCGUUCUUGCAUCGGCUGCUGUGCCACAAACCUUCGAGGGUACCGUUUUCUUUUUCUUUUAAGGAAGUCAACGUCUAACUACAUAUUUUGA